Molecule: messenger RNA, 2189 nt
Organism: Darwinula stevensoni
Lineage: Eukaryota; Metazoa; Arthropoda; Ostracoda; Podocopida; Darwinulidae
Source: the annotation of a GenBank genome assembly
UCGGGUAUGCCACGAUCGUGGCCCCGGUGUGACUCGGGUGAGCCGCGAUCGUGGCCCCGGUGUGACUCGGGUGAGCCGCGAUCGUGGCCAGUGAGUCAUGGCCCCGGGGUUCCAUCGCUCAUCGGCGCCGAGGGUGGAGCCGGCCAUGCGCAGGCUGGAUCGCCUCGUGCAUCGCCUUUACGUGUUCGCACACGGCCCCAAAUUCCACGAAAACAGAACAAACCUCAAGAAAACGAAAUAAAAAAAGUCGGGAUGACGAAACUCACCGUCUCGCACGUGCUCCCCGGCCUCAGAGACUCCAGCGCAUAGUGCAUACCGCCACGACCGGCCCUGUUGCAUUCGAGCUUCCGCUCCGAUGCACCAGGGCCUCCAUCCGUCGCCAUUGAUGGGCCCAUCCGCACCACGGAGCCGGGUGUCUGCUUCUCAUGCCUAGGCCCCCCGACCAGGCCAACCGAAGUCUUGAGGAGCGGACCGGAUCGAUCCGCAGUCCGGAGAAGUACUGAAUGGAGGGACUGGAGAAGCUAUGGGCCUUUUUUUGGAGGGAGGAGGUUUGGUUGCCGCGGAAUGCCACUUGGGAGGAGAUGAAGUCCGGGCCUGGGAGGGCGAUGCCGGAGUUUCAGCACCUUCUCUACGUCUUGCCGAUCUCCGUCUCGUUCCUGCUCUUUCGGGUCUUUCUGGAAGUGUAUGGAGUGGAUUUACUGGCGAAGGCGAUGGUGCCGAUGCUUGCCCCUGCUCCGGUGAAGUUGAAGGUGGAAAGACAUAUUAAUGGUGGAUCGCCAUCUGCUGGCGGGAAAUGGAUGCAAACGAAUGAGAAGGAUCGCACGGCACUCGAGAAGGCCCAACUCAAAUACCGGAAGAUAAAGGAGACAAUGUUUCGGCUCGUGACGUACAGUUUUCUCUUCCUCUAUGGGGCAUGGACGAUGGCAGACAAGCCCUGGCUCAGAGACACGCAUUUGUGCUUCGUCGAUCUCCCCUUCCAUACCCUGACGGAGGAUGUGUGGUGGUACUACAUGCUGGAGCUGGGAUUCUACAUCUGCCUGUUCCUCUCGCUGCCCUUCGACGCGAAGAGGAAGGACUUCCUGGCGCAGACGACACACCACGUGGUCACCAUCAGUCUCCUGGUGGGGUCCUGGACGGUCGGCGCCACGCGGGUCGGCUCCCUCGUCCUUCUAGUCCACGACUGCGCCCACGUCUUCCUUCAGUUGGCGAAGCUGUUGAUAUAUUGUAAGCAGCCUGAUGCGACCGUUCGCAAAGUCUUCUUGCUGUUCUGCGUUGCAUGGAUCUUCCCCCGCCUCAUAUAUUACCCCUUCUACGUCACCAUCCCGGCGACUCGAGGCCUACUCGGAUGGGAUAGAGCCCGUCACGGGGACUGCUUUAUCUCCCAUGCUCUCGUCGUGCUUCUAUGGUCCCUCUUGGGGCUUCACAUCUACUGGACUUACCUCAUCUUCCGCAUCAUCUACAACACUGCCGUUCAUAAGAAGGAUAUCAACGACAACCGGACCGAUGACGAAGAUUCCGACGGGGACCCGAAAGCGAACGAUAAGAAAUCUAAAUGAGAAGUGCGGCGGUUCCGUGGAGUUCGUCGUCGUUGCUUCUAGUCCUUCGUUGCAGCCUACCCGUUACGUAAAAGAGACAUUGGAUAAAAGCGAGAUGUGGUGGAGCAACUUGACAACCCACAAUGGCAUCAGGGAGAAAGUGAAGUCUACCCUGCGUUAUUCCAGUAACCAUCUCAUCCGUGGGGCUCUUCGUGCCCAUCACCGUUCACGUAGCUAGUCUUGGAACUUCAAAGAUCUGAUGUAUUCUUGAGACAAUCAAGUUUUUUUUCUUCACCUGUCUGGGUGGUGAGUGGUGAUAUUUACACAGGAUCUGACGUGAUAACUUGUGUCCCAAGAAAAAAGUGUAUUUAAUUACUUCUGAUAAUUCCUCAGAUAUGGAUGUGCCUUUAUUUUCCAGAUGUAACCAGCAAUUUUUACGAAUGAUGAAAGAGCUAUCAUGGUGGAUUUAUCAUGGGAGCGGAACAAAUAGUGACUGCUUUGAAGUUCUCCUUCCAGGGCUAUUUCUUUUGAUUCCAUAAGAUGUUUAAGGGGACUUAUUACAUAAUGGCUUCAUAACUGUAAUAUUGUUCUAGGAGUUCCUUUGGAAUUGCUCUCUGAAGUUGUCAAUCUGGGUUAAUAAGGACGCAUUGGAGC